Molecule: messenger RNA, 2352 nt
Organism: Ordospora colligata OC4
Lineage: Eukaryota; Fungi; Microsporidia; Ordosporidae
Exons: 1
Coding region: 1-2352 (783 amino acids)
Source: RefSeq, a predicted model, not a curated record
AUGCUGAACAUGAAUAAAUCCAGAAUAUUUGUGUUUUUAACUGUUUUGAUAUGUUCCAUAAUGAUUGGAGUACGAAGUGUAGUGAUGAUGCAGAGAUAUUUUGAUAGAAAGAGAGAAGUAGCAAAUUAUGUGAUGCAGAAGAGAUGUGAUUGUAUAGAUGGGAAUGCCUGGAUGCAAAAGCAAGUGAUUGGAUGUGGAUUUGUUGAUCUUUCUGAGUUGAAACAGACUGAAUUCUGUAUCUUGAAUAGCAGAUGUGCAGAUUGCAGCGAAUGCCUGUAUCUUGGAGCUAUCCGAGAUAUUCUUGAGUGUGCAGGAUCACUGGAAAAAUCAUGCGGACUGAAUGAAUAUGAGAUGAAAGAUUUGUGUAUACUGCGUGAUGAGCUGAGAUUUGGACUAUGUAUAAACGCACACAAUUCGCCUGGUGAUCAGAUGAUUGAUGAAUUGACUAAGAUUGAUUUGAGUAUUGCAACUAUUCGAGAGUUUUUUGGAUUCUAUAAAAGUAUGAAUAGUUACAAUUCGUAUUAUGACAAAAGAGUGGAAAGGAUUGUUUGCAUGUACUGGCCAGAAAGAAUAGAAUAUGCAGAUUGUAGCUUGUGUAUGAGUGAUAGUGGCUUGAAGAAGAUUGUGAAUUUGAAGAGCUAUGUGAUUCAUGUGAUUUCCAGAUAUAUUGCUAGAUGCAAUGAACAGCGUGAGAGAUGGGACAUAUGCAUAUUGAAUGUGUUGACCAAUAUCAAAGAUAACAUGAAGAAUGUAAAAGAUCCAUCAGGAAUCAACAAAGUGAAUGCACAAGAUAACAUGAAGAAUAGAAAAGAUGCAAUCGAAAUUGGCAGAUUGAAUGUACAAGAUGAUAUCAAGAAUAUAGAUGAAAAUCAUAAAGAUGAAUAUAUUAAGAAUGAACAGAUGAAAUAUGUUGAAUUUGGAGAUAUCCUGAGAAGUUUUUUUUUCUUUGUGUAUUAUGAAGAUAUCAUGAAUGAUGAUGAACUAUUUGAUAAUAAUGAGAAAAUAUUUCUGGGUGAAAAGGGGAAGAGGGAAUUUAGUAGAUUGUUUUGUGAGAGACUGACUGCAUUUAAUGGCACUGACAUGGAAAAGUGUGUUGAAAAUAAUGAUGCUAAUGAGCAUAUUGAGUAUGAAAUGAUUGAAGAAACCAUAAAUGGAUAUUCCAACAUUAAUUCAGGUUAUAUUAUUAAUAAGAGUAAGAAUGCGAUUGAAAAGUAUUAUGAAUGUGUUAUAUUGAGAAUAGUUGAUAAGAGUAGGUUUAGUGAUGCUCUAGAUGUACAUGAAAAAGAAUUUAUUAUAGCAGAGUUGAGAAGAGUGGCCAUUAAGAGAUGUAGAAGCAUAAUAAUGCAUCAUUGUGAAAGGAUUGAGGAGAUGACGAAAGCAAUAGAAGGAGCUGUUCGAAUGAGUGUUACAAUGGGCAAGUAUAUGUGGAAGAUCAAUGAGGCUUUUCAUGAGUUGGAGCAUGCAGAUGAAAUUCCUGAAGUGAAUAGAAGAAGAAUAGCGAAUAUCAGAACGAAACUUGCUUACACUUUAGAAUGCAUUGCAUGCCAUGGAAAGGCAGAUAUGAAUGAUGCUUGUACAAGAGCAAUUGUAAUGCUUCUUGGAUUGCAAAAUGGAGGAUUGGAUAGAACAUAUUUAAAGAAUGUGACUGUAGACAAUGCAGUUGUGGAUAUGCUAAAAAGGACUUUAUUAUGUGAUCGAAGUAUGGCACAUGCAAAUGCAGUGAAAAAGGAAUCUGUGGAAUUGUGGAGAUAUGCUAGUGCUGUUUUAAUGAAGUAUUUUGACGAAUGUGAAGCUGAGGAGAAAGCAAAUGCUAGCCUAGAUAUGCUUGUAUUGAGUGGUAUGAACAACUUGAUUGAUGUGGUUGAUGGAGAUGGAGUAUCUGUAAUUAAUGAAUACAUUAGUAUAAUAAAGCUUGUAGUUACUGAAGUGAUGUGUGAUGAACUGAAGUGGCGCUUGAAGCAUGCAAUCUAUUGUGGAAUGAAAAACAGUAUAAAUCUGAAGCAUGCACUUGAUAAGAGAAGAAGAAUGAUUUCUGAAAUGAUUUCCAUAGCACUCCUUGUGUGUGAUAGUGAUAUGGAGGGUUUGCUUGAUAUUCCUAAUGGCUUUAUAAAGAUGAUAAGAAAGGUUCUUGGCAAGAAUGCAGCAUUUGCUGAAAGGGUAGUAAAAGGAAACAAAUGUAGAAUUCAUUACUUAGUGUUACAGAAGAUUGGAAGUAAGUAUAGUGGAAUUAGAUGUUUAUUUGGAGAUCAUGAGUUUAGACUAGCUGAUGCAGUAAGUAGAGCAGUUGCUGAAUUUAUUGAAACAGAGCCUGGAAUGACGAAAGAAUUGUUUAAUGGAGUAUCAGGAGACUGA